Molecule: messenger RNA, 3309 nt
Organism: Talaromyces atroroseus
Lineage: Eukaryota; Fungi; Ascomycota; Eurotiomycetes; Eurotiales; Trichocomaceae
Exons: 9
Coding region: 1-3309 (1102 amino acids)
Biological process (GO): response to oxidative stress; hydrogen peroxide catabolic process
Cellular component (GO): cytosol
Molecular function (GO): catalase activity; arylformamidase activity; heme binding
Source: RefSeq, a predicted model, not a curated record
AUGUCUGCCGCCCAGACCCUAUCCUUCGACUCUCUGCCACUUCGUAAGGAUGGACCCCCAGGAAACGCAUGGGGUCGCUUUGAUGAGAAUGACGAGUUGGGCACACUGAAUCUCAUCACACCACGAGUCACAGCCGAGGCUGCAAAACAGAUUGUGGACGGAGUCCGUGUGUCAGUCGACUGGUCUCUCGACAGUAUGUCGGUGCCGUGCUUUGGGCGUACGGGGCUUGAGCAUAAGAUCCAGCAAAAGGGGAGGAACAUUGUUUUCGACGAUGUACUCAUGUUCAAUACGCAGAGUAGCUCGCAAUGGGAUGGAUUCCGGCAUUAUGGACAUCAGAAGCAUAAAGUGUUUUAUAAUGGCAUCACGGUGGAGGACGUGGUGAAGACAAAAAAGAAUGGUAUUCACGUAUGGGCUGAAAAGGGGGGCAUCGUGGGCCGCGGCGUGCUCUUGGAUUAUGUCUCCUGGGCUGAAAGCAACAAUAUCCCCAUAAACUGCUUUUCUACGACGCCGAUACCAGUCUCGACCCUGAAAGAAAUUGCCUCUAAACAAGGAACGACUUUUCGCCCAGGUGACAUUUUAUUCAUCCGCACCGGCUGGACAGAGGCCUAUUCUCGGAUGUCGACAGCUCAAAAGGAAACGCUAGCAGCAACCUUCCCUCCGCCAGCAAUCGGGUUGGAGUCCUCGAGAGAAACCCUGCAAUGGAUAUGGGAUCAUGGAUUCGCAGCUGUUGCGGGCGACCAGCCUAGUUUCGAGGCGUGGCCAUGCCAAAAUCUAGAUUAUCGGUUGCAUGAGUGGUUGUUGGCAGGCUGGGGAAUGCCGAUUGGCGAGCUGUUUGAUUUGAAACGCUUGAGUGAGGAGUGUGACAAAAGGAAGCGCUGGGAAUUCUUCUUUAGCAGUAUGCCAUUGAAAGUUCCUGGCGGCGUAGCGAGUCCUCCCAAUGGGCUUUCACCCGACGAUUUUACUGUCGCAAAACUGUCUCAAGAGAAAAGCCAUUGGCAUUUCAUCUCCAAACAGCUCGCUUUUGCCAGAUUUUCUUCUUUUGUAGUCCCAAUUCGCACGCUGAUCCUUACUAUGGCCAACACCGUUGCAGGAGGGCUUCACAAGGUCCAGGAGGUGAUCAAAUCGGCUGCAGGAGAGGACAAGAAGGUUGCAGACCUCCUUCGAGAUACUGCCGACGUUCAUAAAAAGACCAAGUUUACAACAGACUAUGGAGCCCCCGUCGCCGAGACCGAUCACUGGUUGAAGCCCGUCAGUGACAAGUCUUCUGGUCCAAGUCUGCUAGAAGACCAGAUAGCACGCGAGAAGAUCCAUCGCUUCGACCACGAACGUAUCCCAGAGCGAGUCGUCCAUGCCCGCGGCACAGGUGCUUUUGGCACCUUCACGUUGAAGGAGGCUAUCCCGGAAUUGAGUCAUGCCGGUGUACUUAAUGACACGACAAGAAGGACACCAGUAUUUGUUCGAUUUUCUACCGUCCAGGGAAGUAGAGGCAGUGCCGAUACUGUCCGAGAUGUCCGUGGCUUUGCCGUCAAGUUUUACACGGACGAAGGAAAUUGGGAUAUAGUCGGCAACAAUAUUCCUGUUUUUUUUAUUCAAGACGCUAUCAAGUUUCCCGACUUUGUCCACGCUGUCAAGCCAGAGCCACACAACGAGGUUCCUCAAGGGCAGACUGCCCAUAAUAACUUCUGGGACUUUGUUUUCCUUCACCCAGAGGCUACACACAUGUUCAUGUGGGCCAUGUCUGACCGAGCUAUUCCACGGUCUUUCCGCAUGAUGCAGGGAUUCGGAGUCAACACAUUCAGUCUCAUUAAUAAGGAGGGCAAGCGCCAUUUCGUCAAGUUUCAUUGGAUUCCACACCUCGGUGUUCAUUCUCUCGUGUGGGACGAAGCCUUGAAAGUAGCUGGCCAGGACCCGGAUUUCCACCGGAAAGACCUAAUGGAAGCCAUUGAUAACAAAGCCUAUCCCAAAUGGGACUUUGCCAUCCAAGUGAUACCCGAGGAAAGACAGCACGACUUUGACUUUGACCCUCUUGAUGCUACCAAAGUGUGGCCCGAGGAACUUGUCCCUUUACGUGUUAUUGGCGAGCUGGAACUCAACCGUAACAUCGAUGAGUUUUUCCCUCAAACGGAGCAGGUCGCUUUCUGUACCAGCCACAUUGUACCCGGCAUCGACUUCUCCGAUGACCCUCUUCUCCAGGGUCGCAACUUCUCUUACUUUGACACGCAAAUAUCCCGUCUAGGUAUAAACUGGGAGGAGCUUCCAAUCAAUCGCCCCGUUUGCCCAGUCAUGAACCACAACCGAGACGGUGCCAUGCGUCACAAGAUAACCAAAGGUACCGUCAAUUACUGGCCGAAUCGCUUUGAUGCGAUUCCGCCAACCAAACCCGAGGAAGGAGGGUUUGUUUCGUUCCAGGAGAAAAUUCUUGGAAUCAAAAAGCGGUCUCAGGGGCCCAAAUUCCGUGAAUAUCACAAUCAAGCACAAUUAUUCUACAACUCAUUAAGCGAAUACGAGAAGUUCCACGUUGCCAAAGCCUUUAGUUUCGAGCUCGAUCAUUGUGAUGACCCUGUGGUAUACCAGCGCAUGGCUCUGCGUAUUGCAGAAAUCGACCUCGAGCUUGCUCGAAAAGUUGCUGUGAUGGUAGGCGCACCGACACCAGAGACAGCCGGCAGACAAAACCAUGGCAAGAAGUCUCGCGGAUUAUCUCAGUUAGAUUUCAAGCCUCGCAUACCGACUAUUGCCAGUCGACGGAUUGCGAUUAUUAUCGGCGAUGGUUUCGACUCGGUAGCGUUCAACGGUGUAUACACAGCAGUCAAAGCUGCUGGUGCCAUUCCCUUGGUCAUUGGUACCAAGAGACAGCCCGUAUUCGCUGAUGGCGUUGACCCUCAGACUGGAAAGGGAGUGACACCCGAUCACCAAUACGACGGCAUGCGCUCGACAAUGGUCGAUGCGACAUUCAUACCCGGUGGAUCGCACAUCAAGGCACUUGCCAAAAACGGACAAAUCCGCUACUGGAUAGCAGAGUCAUUUGGCCACCUGAAAGCGCUGGGCGCCACUGGUGAGGCAGUCGAUCUUGUCAAAAAGGUGUUGACAGAUAUCGAUGCUCUGAAGUUUGCUUCCCAAGGUAGUACUGCUGUUUCCGAGUCUUACGGCGUGGUUACUGCUGCUGGUCCGCAGAAACCCGAGAGCUUUAAGGAAGGUUGGGAGAUGGUCAAGGGAGCGAAAGAUUUCCUGGGCAAGUUUUUCUUUGAAAUUGCUCAACAUCGCAAUUACCAACGUGAACUCGAUGGCCUUGUUCAGACUCUUGCCUUUUAA